Acanthopagrus latus (yellowfin seabream) is the source of this 1154-nucleotide messenger RNA. It is a transcript of the gene mrps23, whose product is annotated as mitochondrial ribosomal protein S23. The record is from RefSeq and is a predicted model, not a curated record. Bases 126 to 677 code for a protein of 183 amino acids. Gene Ontology annotation, cellular component: mitochondrion; ribosome. Gene Ontology annotation, biological process: translation. The transcript has 5 exons. Lineage: Eukaryota; Metazoa; Chordata; Actinopteri; Spariformes; Sparidae. Gene Ontology annotation, molecular function: structural constituent of ribosome.
GAAGAAGAAGAAGAAGAAGAAGACGAAGAAGAAGAAGAGGAAGAAGAAGAAGAAGAAGAAGAAGAAGAAAGCAACCGCAUUACAGUGUAACGUCUGUGCUACUGUCGUCGAUUAAUCAAUGCCAAAUGGCUGGCAGCAGGCUCGAGAGGUUUGGGACUGUGUUUAGCCGGGUUCGCAAUCUGAUGCACUCUGGUGUCAUAAGGCUGCCAGAAAAACCCAUCUGGUAUGAUGUAUAUGAGGCUUUUCCACCAAAGAGGGUCCCACUACAUGUGAAGCCACAUACUAGACCCUGUACCAAGAAACGGGAGACUGUGCCUGAGGUCUUCUACAAGGAGGAUGACAUUAGAGCGAAGUUCUAUGAGCAUUAUGGGACGGGUCCUCUGCCUUUUGAUCUGUCCAAACCAAACUUUGUUUCUACGUGUCAGAGGUUUGUAGACAAGUACACAGAGAUCAAGAGCAGCAAUGAGCUGGAUGACGCUGCUGUGUUUGAGGAGACAGGAAAGGCUUUACUUACAGAGGGCAUCGUGCUGAGAAGGAGAGGAGCUCGUUCUGUUUCAGCAGAAUCCAGGGAUCCAGUGCUUGAGUUGAAGCUAACGGACAUGUUGGCAGAGCAGCAGUCAGUCAACGCUUCCAGUGAGGAGAAGAUGGGGUGCACCAUGCAUACCCAAACACCAUAGACUGUUAAUGGCUGAAGGACUAUCUGAUAAGGUGCAGAUUCAGGACUUGUAGAAGCUGUUGUUCUAUUUUCCUCUCUACAUGAAGAUUAUCUUUAGAUAAUGGUUUUAUUUCAACCACCAAGUCUUGACAACGGGUUUGCAUCCCAGCUUCAUGAUUUCUGGUCACUUAAGUACACAUUUUUACAGUCCACUACACCACCAGAUAUUGUCCCUAAAGCAUCAAAACAGCUACAAAUUGGGCAAAAAAUGGAAGCUGUCCUUACAUGUAUUGGUGUUAUUCUAUAACAGUGUGGAAGUUAAUUGUGAUAUUAAAGUAACUGUUAAUGCUUACCAUCAGAGGCAUACAUUGAGUAGAAUGAGGAACUUAUGUCACUGCAUGGCUGGAGCAUCAUCAGUCUUUAUGUCCAGUUGUCUAUGUUCAAAGCAAAACCUCUCAAAUAAAUUGGUGAGUGUAAUCAACACUUUCCAUAAUCAAUC